Messenger RNA from Cornus florida, 2193 nucleotides. RefSeq names its product nuclear pore complex protein NUP50A-like. Gene Ontology annotation, biological process: intracellular transport. Lineage: Eukaryota; Viridiplantae; Streptophyta; Magnoliopsida; Cornales; Cornaceae. The transcript has 3 exons. The record is from RefSeq and is a predicted model, not a curated record. Gene Ontology annotation, molecular function: GTPase activator activity. Gene Ontology annotation, cellular component: cytoplasm; nuclear pore. Bases 488 to 1768 code for a protein of 426 amino acids.
UUAUGCUGUGUCCGUCUCUAGGGUUAAAUCGAGAGCACAGAGCUUCAAAGCCGACCACCUAACAAUAAGAAGAGGAAGAGAACCUCAACGCUACCCCUCAAAACUUCGUAGGUGCAAGGUUCCUUAUGUAGCUUUUCCCAUACUAUUCUUCUUUUAGCCAUAGGAGUUCUUGGCAUGGUUCGAAGUUGUGGAUGCUGUAUAAUGGACACAUGGUGUAACUGGCAUUAUGCAACAGUAUCGGAAACCACGGUUGUCAAAUUUUCUUGACAUUGAAUAUCAUCAGAUAUGCCGACUUGGAAGAGACAUGGCCGAGUUGCUAGGGACUCAGCCAGUCUGAUGGGAUUCUAAUUCCCACCGAUAUAUGUUGAUUGUAUUGGACUUAGACUUGGUUGAUACGUGAAGACCAGUGGAUACGUAGAGCAUGGUUCUUGGAUAAAAAAUAACCUUGUCCCUGUUUGUUGAGGAAGGCAGCUUCUUAACUCUUUUAAUGGAGGAUACAGAAAAGUCCCUUCAACCGUCAAAGAAGAGGGCUGCAGGAAGGCAACUAUCUCGAGAUAACCCGGGUCUUGAUGAUGAGGAAGAGACCUCUGAACAAGAGACUGGAACAUUCAAGAAAGCAAGUGAUGAGGUGCUGGCAAGUAGAAGAAUUCUCAAAGUUCGUCGCCAUCAAACAUCGUCAGCCCCUUCUUCCAAUCCUUUUGCCGGGAUCCGCUUGGUCCCUUCUACCGUUUCCAGUGCUCCUCCAUCUGAAGUUGUUACUGAAGCAGAGAGUGGGAAAACAAAUUCAGAAGAUGUAGAUGGGAAAAAGGAUGGGGAGAAGGAAAUUGAGAAGGAAAAAAUUGAAAAUAAUCAGCUGUCAGAAGAGAAGGUUGAUGAGGUAGUGGCUGAAUCUACUGGAGAUGAGGAGAAAGUGGGUUCAGUUAAUGAGGCAACCAAAGCUGAAUCGGCAGAUGAGAAGGCAACAGAAGGUGAUAAAACUGAGAAUGGAGACAACAAAGUUGCCGAAGGGGAGGAAACUGAGAACGAAGACAAGAAAGAUGAUGGCAAUGAAAAUACAGAAAAAGCUGCUGAAGCUGCAUCAUUGAGCUCAUUUCAACAGCUUUCAAGCAGCCAAAAUGCCUUCACAGGGCUUGCUGGAACAGGAUUUUCCAAUUCUACAUUUGCGUUUGGGUCAAUUCUGAAAGAUGGGCCUCAACUAGGUUUCAGUUCAGGCUCUCUUUCUGGACUGAAAAGUGACCAGCCUUCUUUUGGUUUUGGACUCUCUAGUAAUGGAAGUUCUUCUCUUUUUGGCACGUCAGGUACAUCCAUUGGUACUAAGAGCGAGGGAAGUGGUUUUGUGUCUAUGCAGGAGGUUCCUGUUGAGACGGGGGAGGAGAACGAGAAGGCAGCUUUCACGGCUGAUUCUGUGCUGUUUGAGUUCUUUGAUGGAGGGUGGAAGGAGCGAGGGAAGGGAGAGCUCAAGGUGAAUGUCGCUACAACUGGAGAGGGAAAAGCCAGACUUGUUAUGAGAGCAAGAGGAAAUUAUAGGUUAAUUUUGAAUGCCAGUCUCUACGCGGACAUGAAACUGACAAAUAUGGAAAAGCGAGGCAUCACUUUUGCUUGUGUCAAUAGUAUUGGUGAAGGGAAGGAUGGUCUUUCUACGUUUGCUUUGAAGUUCAAGGAUGCUUCCAUAGUGGAAGAGUUCCGUUCAGUUGUCACAGAACAUAAAGCUAAAACAGCUGAGGUUCUGAAGACACCGGAAAAUUCUCCCAAGGCAUCAGAUGAUUAAAGGUGCUCUACUUACUGUCAAGAACGUCUGUCACAUCUGUAGCUGUCAUCUUUUAUUUUUCUCCGGGAAGGUAAAAAAGAUCUUUUUUAGAGUCUGGCUUUACAUGUAAGCCCUUGCGUAGCUAAGUUAGAGUCCUCUAUCCAUUUCCUGUUCUUUAUCUUCAGUAAGCGUUGGCUGAAUAUUCUAAAUUCAUAUCACAUAAUUUAUGUUUCUGGAGACAUGGAACAGCUAAAUAUAGUAUUACUGUUGUUUGUCACAUAAAAUUGCAAUAUUCAGGUUGAAAUGUUCGAAUCUGCUAAAAUAUCUUAUUCUGUCGAGAACUCUGUUGUGUCAUAAAAUCACUUCGUUUCUUUUUCCUGAUUUGGGCCUUUUUAUCUCUUUUAAUUUGCCAACUAUAUGGAAAUGACAUGUCUUCUAUUGAUUAA